AUGGUCGCAAAGUUUCCGUCAUUCCAAGCUGUAGUUCUUGCUGGUGGUAUUGGGAAUCGAAUGUUGAAUGUGACCGAGCACGUGUCCAAGGCCUUAUUGCCUCUGGCCAAUCUUCCUUUAUUCUGGUACCCUCUUCAUGUUCUUUCGGAAAACGGAAUUAAUAGUAAGGUGUAAAUGACUUUCAAUCCGGCUUUAGAUGUUCUUCUCAUUGCCAAUGAAGAUAACUGUGUUCAGAUAAAGGGCUUAUUGGACUCAGGGUCUUUGCCAGCUCUUCCUGGACUAGAAGUAGAAGUUGUUUCUCCGGGACCUCAAGAAGAGGAUUGGGGAACGGCCGAUGUCCUCAGGCAUUUUGCUAAUAAAAUUACGGUAAGUGUUUGAAGUGCUUUUUAUUAGUUUAGAGCGAUUUCAUCUUGAUGGGAUGCGAUUUUGUAUCAGAUAUUAAUCUGAGAAAUAUGAUCGACUUCCAUCGUACUAGAAAGUCGAUUAUGACUGUUCUCCUAUCCAACCAAGCCUGUAAUUCAACAGCUCCGGGUCCUAAGGAAAUGCAAAAAUGUAUGCCUGAGAAAAUAUGUCAAUAAUUGAUAUUUAGAUAGAGAUUUUGUUGCUUUAUCUUCGUCAACAGGGCAGGUGGUUUAUCUUCAAUCAGAAGAAGACCUCGAGAGCGAUGUCAUUGAUCUGGACCCACAAAUAAUUAGUCGUCUCAAGGAUGUAGAACUGACUUGUAAUCACAUAGAUUGUCAUGUCUAUUUGAUGGACAAGAGAAUUUUACACGUUUUGGAAUGGGAGCGGUAAGAGAAUUGCUGUAGUUGUCUCUACGAGUUACUAAACUUUUUAUAGAGAUAUCACAAUGAUAAAGGCUGACCUUAUCCCCUUUCUCGUCGAGAAACAGUAUGAUCCAGACGAUUUAAGCCGUCUUUUCCAAAACCCGCAAUUGGUUGAUCAUGCUUUCGAAUUGAGGCGUGGCGUCGAGGUAGAACCUCCAUUCGGUAUACGAUUGUUUGGAUAUAAAACCACCAGAGAGGCUGUAAACACGAUCGCUCGUUGUAAUACCCUGGGAGCAUACAUCGAAGCGAAUAAGACCCUUCUCGAUCAAAAUCCGCCUUUUAUCCCCGAAUUCAAACAAGAACAAUUCCCGGGAAACAAAGUUCAUGUCAUCAAGAGCAGAGUGGGAAAGGGAACACAAAUCGGACUGGAAAACUUGAAAAUAGUCAAGUCGAGUAUCGGCGAGAGAUGCGUUAUAUUAAAUAAUGCGAAGAUCGAGGAUUCUAUCAUAUUCAACAAUGUCAAGAUUGGUAAUGGCACAAAAAUUACGAGAUGUAUUGUGUCAGAAGGCGCUGUAAUCGGAGACAAUUGCACGUUAGAAGGCUGCAUUGUGGACAAGGAUCAUAAUCUGGAAAUGAAAAGUAAGGUGUCCUAUAUAAAAUAUCAUCUUUUGCAUUUUUAGCUUCCGUUAAGAACGAAUUCAUCCGAACUGAAGUGGAAAUGAAUAUUGCAGACUACUAA
Molecule: messenger RNA, 1503 nt
Organism: Bursaphelenchus xylophilus (pine wood nematode)
Lineage: Eukaryota; Metazoa; Nematoda; Chromadorea; Rhabditida; Aphelenchoididae
Source: the annotation of a GenBank genome assembly